AUGCCACUUGCGAUGGACUCAAUCAAGAUUCACACUGCGAUUUGCAGAUGUCAAGCAGAGGGUUUGGAGACGACGUGUUUAAACAUCAUGCUCAGUGUUGUGUCAAAUUCUCUGGAUACCUCGUUCGAUGCUGGUGGAAAGGUGAACGUCGGGUUGACCGCUACGACGAUCGUCUCGCAAUGGACGUGGGCAGCCACGUUGUUACAGUCGUCCACGGUGGCCAGCAAGUAUGGUAUAGCAGGGCCGUUCUGGUACGCGGCUGGGGCCACGGUUCAGAUCCUUCUCUUCUCCAUCUUGUCCGUCCAGCUGAAGAUCCGGGCUCCUGGCGCUAAAACCUUUCUGCAGGUCGUCAGGGCGAGGUUCGGCCGGAACACCCACAAGGUCUUCUGUGUGUUCGCCCUGCUCACCAACAUAACGGUCACCGCUAUGCUCAUGUUAGGCGGCGCAGUUGUCAUCACGAACCUGGUGGCCAACAUCAGCCUAGAGUACGCCACCGUGCUCGUGUCGGCCGUGAUUGGCGCCUACACAUUCAUCGGCGGCCUCGGUGCCACCUUCUACGUGUCGUACUUCAACACCGCCAUCAUCUACACCGUCAUGCUCAUCUUCCUGCUCAAGGUGUACGGCGAGCCCAACAACCCAGACAACCCGCUAGGAUCCAUAACGAAGAUCUACAAUUUGUUGUCGUGCAGUCAAGGUCCUAAAGGAAACAUGGAAGGGAGUUAUCUGACAAUUGUUUCUAACCCAGGACUUAUGUUCGGUCUCAUUAAUAUCGUUGGUAAUUUCGGGACAGUGUUUGUCGACCAGUCCUACUGGCAGAGUAGCGUGGCGGCCAAACCCAGACAAGGUGUGAUGGGCUUCCUCUUUGGCGGAUUGUGCUGGUUCGCAGUUCCCUUCUCCCUGGCAACCACGAUGGGACUGGCCUACAUCGCUCUGGGCACGCAGCAAGGCCUCGAUCUACUGUCUGCUGACCAAGUGGACGCAGGGCUUGUUCCGCCGGUGGUAGCACAGCGACUGUUGGGCAAGCAGGGUUCGUUUCUUAUUUUGGUGAUGGUGUUGAUGGCGGUCACGUCGACGGGGUCAUCUGAAAUCAUGGCCGUCUCAUCCAUCCUCGUCUACGACGUCUACGGCAUUUAUCUCAAGCCCUAUAGAAGUACGACUGACGCAAACAGCUGCAUUCUCUGUGGAAAGGGGCGUGGCCGUUUGGCUAAUGCGCGUGACAAAUGCGCUUGUCACAGUAUGACAGUCUGCUCGUUGUGUUUCCAGGAUGACAGUAACCGUGCGAGUUGCCGCCGGGCGAUCAAGCCGGACUACAAGUGUCAGAUGCACGGACAGUACAGGAUGUACAUGGACCUGCUCACCAGACUCAAGAACUGGUGUCUCAUCUGGAGCAGUCUCCUCAUCCUGCCGCUCACUGUCUUUCUCUACAUGCUCGAGUUGAGCCUGGGCUGGGUGUAUCUAUUCAUGGGUGUGAUGAUCGGGUCGGCGGUGAUUCCUAUUGCCCUGGCUCUGUUCUGGGAGCGACUCAAUUCAAUUGCCAUGAUGUCAGGCGCCAUCGGGGGAGUUAUCAUUGCGUUCACUGUCUGGCUGUCCGUCGCUUCUACCUACGAGGAUGGACUACGAGAGUUUAUUAAGAACACUGGACAGGAACUUUCAAUGUUAUGUGGCAAUCUGGCGGCCAUAUUGUCUGGAGGUAUUAUCACCAUAGUGGUCACGUUCAUCACAAACCGGAACUAUGACGCCACCGCGGGCAAAGAGAUCUGGGAGAACACGCGAGAUAUUGACAAUCCACUUUCACCAUGGACAGAGAAAUACGCUGUGGAUUUGAACUUGACCGGCGUCCACCAGCUGGACAACCGGCCGUCUCUGGUGGACGUGGAGAAAGCGUUCAAAUUGGCCAAGUACGUCGCUAUCAUCGGCUCCAUCACGCUGAGCAUCGUGCUCAUCAUUAUAUGGCCCAGCAUCAUGGUAACCGUCGGAGUCAUGUCACCUAAACAGUUUUUUGGAUGGGCCACCUUAAGUCAAGUUUGGGCUUUCAUAGCAACGGUCUUCAUCAUCCUUGUGCCGCUUGUCAACGAGAUGUGGGAUAUAUACGUGGCGUUCCACGACAAGCGGAAAAUUGGUGAAGAGGUAAACAUUGUGCAAAUCCCAGCGGUGAAGCGGUCAAUGUCGGCCACUGUGAAAGACAUAGAGGAUGAGGAGGAUGCUGGCGUGAACCACACAGAACGCCAGACGACCAGCGUCAGCUUAGUGGGACCAGAGGUAGAGAAUGUGAACAUAUUGGAAGGUUCGGAAAACCCUCGACAACCCAUCUUCUGA
Messenger RNA from Gigantopelta aegis, 2316 nucleotides. RefSeq names its product urea-proton symporter DUR3-like. Bases 1 to 2316 code for a protein of 771 amino acids. Gene Ontology annotation, molecular function: urea transmembrane transporter activity. NCBI's taxonomy places the organism in Eukaryota, Metazoa, Mollusca, Gastropoda, Neomphalida, Peltospiridae. The record is from RefSeq and is a predicted model, not a curated record. Gene Ontology annotation, biological process: urea transmembrane transport. Gene Ontology annotation, cellular component: plasma membrane. The transcript has 13 exons.